Messenger RNA from Cynocephalus volans (Philippine flying lemur), 3413 nucleotides. RefSeq names its product nerve growth factor receptor (gene NGFR). The transcript has 6 exons. The record is from RefSeq and is a predicted model, not a curated record. Gene Ontology annotation, cellular component: cell surface; plasma membrane. Gene Ontology annotation, biological process: Rho protein signal transduction. Gene Ontology annotation, molecular function: nerve growth factor binding; death receptor activity; coreceptor activity. NCBI's taxonomy places the organism in Eukaryota, Metazoa, Chordata, Mammalia, Dermoptera, Cynocephalidae. The coding region runs from base 5 to 1288 and encodes 427 amino acids.
GGCGAUGGGGGCAGGUGCCGCGGGCCGCGCCAUGGACGGGCCGCGCCUGCUGCUGCUGCUGCUCCUCGGGGUGUCCCUCGGAGGUACCAAGGAGGCAUGCUCCACAGGCCUGUAUACCCAUAGUGGUGAGUGCUGCAAAGCCUGCAACCUGGGCGAGGGUGUAGCCCAGCCUUGUGGAGACAAUCAGACCGUGUGUGAGCCCUGCCUGGACAGCGUGACGUUCUCCGACGUGGUGAGCGCCACCGAGCCGUGCAAGCCGUGCACCGAGUGCGUGGGCCUGCAGAGCAUGUCGGCGCCCUGCGUGGAGGCCGACGACGCCGUGUGCCGCUGCGCCUACGGCUACUACCAGGACGAGGACACCGGCCGCUGCGAGGCGUGCCGCGUGUGCGAGCCGGGCUCGGGCCUCGUGUUCUCGUGCCAGGACAAGCAGAACACCGUGUGCGAGGAGUGCCCCGACGGCACCUACUCCGACGAGGCCAACCACGUGGACCCCUGCCUGCCCUGCACCGUGUGCGAGGACACCGAGCGUCAGCUGCGCGAGUGCUCGCGCUGGGCCGACGCCGAGUGCGAGGAGAUCCCUGGCCGCUGGAUUACACGGUCAACACCCCCGGAGGGCUCAGACAGCACAGCCCCCAGCACCCAGGAGCCCGAGGUGCCUCCAGAACAAGACUUUGUAUACAGCACGGUGGCAGAUGUGGUGACUACAGUGAUGGGCAGCUCCCAGCCUGUGGUGACCCGAGGCACCACCGACAACCUCAUCCCCGUCUACUGCUCCAUCCUGGCCGCUGUUGUUGUGGGCCUCGUGGCCUACAUCGCCUUCAAGAGGUGGAACAGCUGCAAGCAGAACAAGCAAGGAGCCAACAGCCGGCCGGUGAACCAGACGCCCCCACCCGAGGGAGAAAAACUGCACAGCGACAGCGGCAUCUCUGUGGACAGCCAGAGCCUGCAUGACCAGCAGCCCCACACACAGACGGCCUCAGGCCAGGCCCUCAAGGGUGACGGAGGCCUCUACAGCAGCCUGCCCCCAGCCAAGCGGGAGGAGGUGGAGAAGCUGCUCAAUGGCUCUGCGGGGGACACCUGGCGGAACCUGGCGGGUGAGCUGGGCUACCAGCCCGAGCACAUAGACUCCUUCACCCAUGAGGCCUGCCCCGUCCGUGCCCUGCUUGCCAACUGGGCUGCCCAGGACAGCGCAACGCUCGAUGCCCUCCUGGCUGCCCUGUGCCGCAUCCAACGAGCUGACAUUGUUGAGAGCCUGUGCAGCGAGUCCACGGCCACGUCCCCGGUGUGAGCCAACCUGGGGAGCCCCUGCCCUACCCCCACAUUCCGAUGACUGAUGCUCCAGCCAACCCCCAUGGGGCCUGUCCCUCCCCUUGGCAUGGGCCAGCCUGUCACAGCUGAGCUCCUCUGGGUAGGGCCUCAGAGUCCAGGCCCCCAAACCACAGCCCUGUCACUGCACCUCGUGUGGCCCCUUUGCUUCUGAUCAUACUCCCUCUCCUUCGAGAGAAGUGUCCUCCCUGCCUCCACACCCUGCCCCUGCCCCGUCAUUAUCUCAGGCCUCUGCUCCCUUCUCCCACACUGCUGGUGGGUCAGCCCCUCCCACCUUAGCAGGUGUCAUAUCUGGGGGGCUGACACCAGGGAUGGUAUUGGGGCCAGUGACGAGGCCCCAGGGACUCAGAGGGAGGUACUGAGGAACCAGAGCCAUGGACUCUACACUGUGAACUUGGGGGACAAGGGAGCAUCAUAGUGGCCUAAAACCUCCCUCAGUACCCCUCGCCCCUUCCCUCUGGCCUAAGAAGGAAAGGAUCAGAGGCCUGUCAGAGCCAGAAGGAGGUUUUGGAACCCAGUCCACCCCCCACUUUAGGUACAGAACAGUGAGGCUCAGAGAGAGGCCGUGAUUUGCCCAAAGCCACCCUGCUAUGGAGAGGCCUAAUGGAGGCUGGCAUCUCUCUAAAUGAGGGGUCUCAGGUUUGCUUGAGGGCUGGGGAGGGAGACCAGGUGACCUCCUGGGAAAUGUCUUGAGGCCAAGUCCACUGCAUCCCCCACCAUCUCCAGCCCCUGUCCAACCCCUGUGGAGAUGGGAGACGUGUCCAAGUCCUGGUCCAUUGAUCCACCAUGAAGUCAGGUUCGGGUUUUGUGGAAAAGGGUGCUGCUCCCCUCUGCCUGUCUCCCUCAGGCAUGUCCGUGUGGCAUCUGUCGCAUGGCCCUGGACUGUUGGUGCCUCCGCCCCAGCACAGACCUGAAGCUAACACUAGCCCCUAGAAUCAGCCCUAGGGGUCAGGGCCUAAGGACCCCCCACCCUGCAACACACACACACAGGCAUGCACACACACACACGCACAUACACCCAUGCACGCACACGCACACACACAGGAUGAGAUAUCUUGCUUUUUUUCACGAGUUCCUUCUCUUGGACUGAGACUGGAUCCUGCCCGGGGCAGCUGCCAGAGAAGCAUCGGAGGGAAAUGAGCUCUGCUGGGGCUGUCUUCCCUCGCCCCCGGGUUUGGCCAGCCAAGGACCGCUGAGGCUUGAGCUGGCGUCUGUCUUCCAAGGGCUUGCACGUGGAGGAAUGCUCCUGCCAUCCUCCCCUCCCUGCAAGCACUGGUUUGGCUGGGCCCAGAAGGUUCCAAUGAAGAAAAGUGGGCCAGUGUGGGAAUACAGCAAGAAGGAACUGAGUUAGACUGUGGCCUGAAGGAGGUGUCUCCCAAGUUUAGAGGCCCCUGCGAUAAACUUUUUUCCUUAGCUUGUCCAGAAAGGGGCCAUGAAGUCUCAGUGGCGUUUCCACCCUCUCCCUGGCCUUUUUGUUUUGCUUGAUGUUGGAAUGAGUGUGGCGCCCCGGGGCUAUUUAGCAUGAAUGAGCCCCAGGCAGGGAGUGUGCUGACAGCCACCCCUCCCCACCCAGGGUUCUCCCAACCCUGUAUAAGGGACUAGGAGCAUUGUAUGUAGAUGACAUUUCUCUGACCUCAAUCUGUGAUGAGAGGAGGAAACUCACCUGCUGGCCCCUCACCUGUGGCACCUAGGGAGUGGGACAGAGUCAAGUGUAUUUAUUUUCCUCCCCAGCAGGUGGGGAGGGGGUUGGGGUGUUGCAAGUAUGUUUCAGCAUGUGUUUGGUUCUGGGGCCCUUCCGCCUCCCUUUGGGCUGAGAUGGAACCCUUUUGGCCCCCCAGCUGGGGGCUGCGAGCUCCAGACCCCCAUAACCCUGUCACCCCCACUCCUUGCAUCCUGUGUAAUCAUUUCUUGGGCCUCCUGAAACCUACACAUAAAACAUAAGUGAUGAACAUUAAACAGCAAAGAAAGAAAAAUAGUGCACAGAGAUUUUCUGGAAAUACACGUGGUUUGAGUUGGUUGGGAUCAUGUAUGCAGCAGGGACCCAGGUAUAAUUUCCAACUCAGUGAGUUCUUAUCCUAUUUCCCCAC